Molecule: messenger RNA, 4139 nt
Organism: Carassius auratus (goldfish)
Lineage: Eukaryota; Metazoa; Chordata; Actinopteri; Cypriniformes; Cyprinidae
Exons: 14
Coding region: 355-2694 (779 amino acids)
Molecular function (GO): DNA binding; zinc ion binding
Source: RefSeq, a predicted model, not a curated record
UGCUUGUAUCGGCGCGUGCGCAGUAGAUCUCCGAAAGUAUCGCUGAUCGGAGAGAACGAGGCGCAGAUGAACGGCUCGAUCGACUGCGCGAGACCCGAUGAGGUAUGUAAUAUAAUAAUUCAUAACCACUGAAGACAUGGUUGAAAGACUGGAGUUUUGACAUUUUAUGUAACCCAAGCUCUUCGUAACGAUGAAACUUCUACUUCCGACUUCUACGGACAACAAAGUAAUUUUUCUUAUUUAAAAAUGUGAGCCAUUGGUUCAACGUCCAGACUCUUCCUGGCAUGACUCAAAACCAUUUGAGUCUCACAAAUCUAUUAGUAAUACGGGAGAAUCCAGAGAACGGGAUCAGACAUGACGGAUGAGCUGAACAGGGCGUCAGCUGAACCGGAGACGAUGCAACCGGAAGAGACUGUGCCGGUUGGAGCAGACGUUGUUACUGUCAUUGAGUAUAAUGCAGUGGAGAACAGUGAGCCUGCAAAGGUGACGGUUGAGUUGCUACCCGAAUGGCUGAUGCCAAUGGAGGAGGAGGAAUAUGGUGGUGAAGGUGUCAAGAGCAGUGAAUGGAUCACCAGAAAGACCAAUAAUAAUGUUCCUAAAGUAAAACGACGUAGAGGUCGGCCUCCGAUUGCCAGAAAUGCUAGACAUGGACUUACUCGUUUAGAUUUCAAGAAAGGAUUGCAUGCAGAUCGCCCUAAAAAGACUGUUCGUAAUCUACUGGAAAGAACAGGUUCAAGUCUCACAUCAGCUACUGCCAUUCCCAUCCCAGAUCCAAUCCGCACACCUGAGGUUUUACCCCAAACACCCCAGAGCAUCAUCCCCAUCUCACCUAUAGGGGACAGCAGCCUCUCCAAGAUCCCCGGCGCUGAGUUUCACAGCCCUUCACACCUCACGAGGGUCUCGCCGCACAGUAUCGACAAAUCUGCUACACGGAAUUUCAUUCACUCUCCGGCUGUAAAAGUGGGUAAUGUUACCCAACAGAUUGUUUCCUCUAUUGGACCUGGGAAAGAUGGCACUGAGCCACCCCUUCGACUCUGGCUUUGUCCCUCUCUGGAGCCCAUUAGUCCUACAAAAUCUCAGGAUACAUUUUCAGAACAGACUGUACGUUUACCAGAGUUUCCGGAGACUAGGCAUAAUGGAACAGUGACCCUUAAGGAAAGUCUUCCUUUUCUCAGUAAAUGUGAAAGCUGUGGCAGCCCAUUUUCUGCUCACAAGAUCGGAGACACAUUGUGUUACAGAUGCUACGGGACUAAACCAGAGAAGAAGCACUCUCCUCCAAAUAUCGUGUUUAGGAAGGUGGGGCAGGAUCAGUGGGAGGUUGGGAAAACAAAACAUCCAAGAAAACAAAUGCUGAAACAACAUCCCAAAUUCAAGAAAAUUGUAAAAACGGAUUUUGUCCCUGAUGGUGACGAGGAUGAGGAUGACUGGGCUGCAAAGAAACGCAAUCGCAGAAUGUGCCAGCAGUGUGUUGCGUGUCUUCGGGAAGACGACUGCGGCAAAUGUGACUUCUGCAUGGACAAGCCCAAGUUUGGUGGCAGUAACACGAAAAGGCAGAAAUGUCGCUUGCGUCAGUGCAAGUUUCAGUCAAAGCUUCAUGGUCAUAGAGCAAAUGGAAUGCUAAAUCCAUCCCUUCCACAAAGAAAGAAAAAUGUAAAGCCCAAGCUCAAGAGACGCGGGAGACCGAGAAAAAGGAAAUUCAAAAGAGACCCCUGGGAGGAUGAUGACGAAGUGUCUGAUAAAGAUGAGGAUGAUGAAGACGACGACGACUUGAGGCAUUAUAAGAUGAAUGGCAGGAAGGGAGGAAGGAGGAAAUGGAAUUACACUUUUAAGGAAGAUGAAGAAGAUGUGUUCGUUGAGACCGUGAUUGAUGACGAAGAGCCGUCCAUCACAGAGGAGGGUCCUGAUAUUUUAGGCAGUGAGAGGUCCGUGAUGGUGUCUAAUGAGAUGUACUCAAACACCUCUGGUCUCAGUGCUCAGGGAUUGUACUACAACGUGUCAGGGGUGCCGGCAGCCCCUCAUAUGCUUGGAUCAGUACCUCUGUGUAACAACAAUCCACUGCAGAUGGGUGAGGGGAUCAGCUCUCUGCCCAUGGGGGACGAUGUGACUCAGAACGGGUUUCUUCAGAUUGAGAUGGUGAGAGUGGGAUCCCCACCGUCACAUUACACAGAAGAAGCUCAGAGCACAGAGCAGCACGUGUCCGAAUCUCAGCUGGAGUCCACGCCGGUGAUCACUCAGAUCUUCAGUCUGGCGGGACGAGAGAACGACUGCGACCGAGACCAAGGCCUGAUGGAGCUGUUCACUUCCCUAGGCCAGACCGUGCUGCCCGCUCACUGGGUGGGCGUCAUGUCCAAAGGCCCCGUCCUCCAGCUCCUGCAGUGCUCCAAACUCUCCACCAUGGCUGACACGGUGGUCCAGAUCGAGAAGGGCUUCUUCUACCAGGUCAGUGUCCAGAACCAGCCUCUCCUGCUCAUGCACGCCGUCUACUCACGCCACCCCACCUGCCUCGAAUCGGUCGAUGACGUGGUGUCGCUCUUGCUAGACCUGGAGGGGCUGGGUGUGUGUCAGGGCUACCAGAACUUCCACAUGGGUCCGCCGUGGGAGCCCAGAAUGAGCGUGAGAGCGGCUCUGUGCGAUCUGCUCAUUCCCAAGGACGAGGAACAGUGUCCGAAAUGCACACAGCCUGUGGAGAGUUGAACGGAGAAGUUACACGGAGAAGGUUUUUUAACAUCGAGAACUAGUACAAAACUCUUGGACUAGUUCUCAUAGUGCAGUCAGAGCUGUUUCUGACCUCAUGAUGAAUCAACAUCUAAAAUGGUGCUUCUUUUUUUAUUUCUUUUUAGAAGUUAGUGGCACAGCCUUCAAAAAACAAUGAGUUUUUCCAAAAUCCCUUCCUUCCGUUGCUCUCCAGUUGGGAUUCGGAGAUAAAUACAUUCAGAUCUCAUUUAAACUACCUCUCAGUCACUUUAUGGACCAAUUUAAACCUUAAACCAACCAGGUGCCCUUAUUGUAGUUAAUUGUAAUCUUAUUGUAAUACCAUGAAAUGCAUAGAAGCUUGUUUCCACCAUUGGAUAAAAAAAAGAACAAAAAAUGUUUUAUCACCAAUUCAGAACUUUUUUUUUCUUGCAAUUAUAAGUUCAUAUAUAAUAGUACAGAUUAUUAUUAUUAAUUUUUUUUUUGUAAUUGCAAGAUAUAAACUCAUGAUUCUGAGAAUUGUCUGAAUUGUGGAACAUAAACUCGCUAUUGUAAGAAAAUAGAAUUUACUUUUUUUAUUAUUUUGUGGCAGAAUCAAUAAAACAGAAUUGUGAGUUGAAAAUGAAUUACAAGAUGUAAAAUUGGACGAACUUCAGAAUUCUGAGUUAGUAUCUCUCAAAUCUGAGAGGGAAAAAGACUGAAUUAUGAGAUAAAGUCACAGUUACCUUAUUAUUAUUUUUAUUAUUUGUUCUGUAACAAGAAUGGGCUUCCUGUUUCUGUGUUCUGAUCUGCCUUUGUUGUGCUAAAUUUGGGGUUGUACAUUCAAACUUAGUUGUUUGAAAUCAGUUUUAAACAGAAAACAUUCAACCUUUAAAAAUAGUUUUUUUAUUCCUUGCACUCUAUUUAAUUUUUACCCCAAAACAAGCACACUAUCUGUCAUAAUGUGUUUCAGGAUUCUCAUCACGUGAGUGUUUUUAUGCAACAGAAGAUGCACUUCGGUCUUUUAGUUAUGUCCUAUUGUUAAUCACACCUGCUUUAAUGUGACUGAAUUGUGUUACGCAUGAUAAAGCAGUCCACAGCGCAUCUGUGUGUGUUUUUACUGUUGUGUGUAUCAUUCGUAGCCUACAGAAGACAUCCGACUGGAGGACAUUUCACUGAUUGGCUUUCAUACGGUUUACCUAUAAUGUAAUUCUGCCUAGGAGAUAAAUCAGUGCAGUUGACAUCUGACUAGUUUUUAUUUCUACCCCUGGAGAUCUGUACAAAAUAAGCUGUAAAAUAUACCUAAUAGUCUGAAAUUAUUUAUAAAUAGAGGAUGUAAGCUAGAGGUGUUUCUGAGGGCACUUAUUGUAAAUCUUUUGGUCUGUUUAACCAUGAGUUUUUGCAACACUGUAAAGUAAGGUUUUUAUGAAGGGUGCGUAAAAUAAAGGUUUCUUUCUUUUUUUUCAGAA